AUGGACGCACAGCUACAAGCUCCACCUGCACCAGUCUUCUUGUCUGAAGGCUACACGACCGAGCAAGAGUCUGUGAUGUGGGUCAGAGUCCAUGACCAGCAUCUUCAGAAUAUCGACAUCAUAAACAAUGAUGGCGAGAGGCUCUUCUCCGUUGAAGGCCCAGGUGGCUACAGCUCGAUGACACUGAGAAGGCCAUUGAAGGAUGCCUCGGGGCAGCCAGUGUUUGACCUGCGCCGCAAGCUAGGGUGGCAUGCAGAAGACCCUGAUGGCAAUAAAAUCGCCGAGAUUGCUCAUAAGAAAUUCUUCACCUCGAAGCACACAGCCGUGGACGCCAAGAUCUUGGGAUCCGGCGCUGUUGUCGAGAUGCGACCGCGUGAUGCAAUGGGGUUAACAAAUUAUUUUAACAUUGGCAAUUCUACAAUUGCAGAGAUCUCCUUCCAUUUGAACAACAUCAAGGAGCGUUUUGUGCGGGAUCGGGAUAUUUCGGUCUUUCGGGUUCGGGUUGCCGAAGGGGUAGACCUCGGCUUGGUCACCCUGAUGGCACUCAUUCGAGUGGAGAUGGCGCAUGUUUGGAGAUAG
Molecule: messenger RNA, 579 nt
Organism: Penicillium antarcticum
Lineage: Eukaryota; Fungi; Ascomycota; Eurotiomycetes; Eurotiales; Aspergillaceae
Exons: 2
Coding region: 1-579 (192 amino acids)
Source: RefSeq, a predicted model, not a curated record